This is a messenger RNA of Strigops habroptila (Kakapo), 7444 nucleotides long. RefSeq names its product syntaphilin (gene SNPH). NCBI's taxonomy places the organism in Eukaryota, Metazoa, Chordata, Aves, Psittaciformes, Psittacidae. The transcript is spliced from 5 exons. The coding region runs from base 4645 to 6159 and encodes 504 amino acids. The record is from RefSeq and is a predicted model, not a curated record. Gene Ontology annotation, cellular component: mitochondrion; cytoplasmic microtubule. Gene Ontology annotation, biological process: neuron differentiation.
GGAAGGGACACGGGAACACAUGAGCUGCCUGAUGAGCCGGGAGCUCGUUUCUCUCCUCCCUGCAAGAGGCCUCCGCAAGGACCAGCCUGUUCCCUCUGCUCCAGCUCCUUAUUUUUAGCUACUGAGGGUCAGGAAUUGCCACCUCCCGCCCGGCGCCGUGGCCAGGUCAGCUGGAAAAGCAAUGAGCUGCAGAACCCGAUCUGUUGGAAUGGGCUCUGCUUUCCUGUAAGCUCUGGGUGUCAACUCAGCGUUCUGUAACAAACGAGGGGAUAAAGGAGGUGCUCCUGCGUUUCGUUACGUGAUACAACAACUCUGAGCAAAAUUGAUCUUUCUGGGGCUGUUGCAUAAACGUCCUGUGUGGUUUGUCCCUGCCCUGAGCGCUCUGCCCUGGUGUGAACUGGAGCAUCUCCCUCUGCCCAGGGCCCAGGUGAAGCUUUGGGAUGAGCCCGUCUCUGCUGGAGUAGGGAGCAGAGUUCCCAGCUCCUGGAGAUAGCGCUGCUCCAUUGGAAACUCCCAAGCUGGAGCAACGCAGAUCCUGUCUCCCAAAAUAUCCCCUGUGGCAGGAGGAGGAGCACAGACAUCAUCACUGUGCACCCGGCAGCGUUCGCCUCCUGCCUCGGAUGGUGCCCAUGGUGCUGAUCCCCUUCUUCACCGCACCCCAGCUGCUGGAUCCUGCUCAUUCCCACCCCUAAACUGCAUCCCAGCCCCAUUCCAAACACACACUGACCCCGGCACUGUCGCUGUUUGGUCUGUCCCAAAUCAGGUUGCUGCUUGGUUGCCAUGUUGGGUGCUUUGCUUAUUUUUGGUGUGGAGGAAAAGCAAUCGGAAAGGCAGGAAGGGCUUUUAGUUCCCUGGGAAAGUGAAGCUGUGGUUUCCCUCCCCCUGUUGCUCUCUGCUUUUAACCUUGUUAGUCCUGGAAGGCUGAAUAUCUCCUGCCCUGCAGGGAGGGAUCCGCAGGGAAUGCACCCUUCUUCUCCCGAUGUUUCUGCACCGUCGGUGAAGCUGCUUUCAGACACUUGGGCUUGGUGCCACCGCCGCAAAGUGUUCCUAACGCAGGAUGUGUCAGGGAAUCUGGCAGGGGAGGGAACCCUGGCAAAAGAGAGUAAGAAAUCCAGGGAAGGGCAGGAGUGCUGCCAUGGGCCAGGGCUGCGAGAGGAUUUCAUGUGCUCCUCAAUGUCCUGUGUGCUCCCUGUGGGGAUGGGACAAGCUGGUGCCUGCUCCUCAAUGUCCUGUGUGCUCCCCAUGGGCAUGGGACGAGCUGGUGGGGCUGCCCAGGCCAGCGCAGCAGCAGGCGCCGUCUGAACGCUGCAGAGAUUGAGCAAAACAAGAUGCUUUGGAUGCUCCAGAGCCCGGAGUCAUGAAACCCCAGAGCAACAAGCUGAGGAAUCAUCGGAGGUGAUGGCGAGGGUCUCUCCAGGGGUCGUGUGGCCCAGUUUCACAUGCAAGAAGCUUCUAGGAGGGGCAAUCCCUGCCUAUCCCUGCCUGAGCCCUGCUCACCGCAGCAGACACAGAGAGUGCUUGGAGUGGUUACAACACAUUGUCCCAGUGCAGGGCGUGGGGAUCUCCUCUCCUUGGGGCGAGAAGCCCUUGUGCACGGUUGUGCUCCAUCCCACCCAUGUGUGCUAUCAGCUUUUCAUUCUAUAGCUCCAUCUGUUUCCUUAUCAAGGUCCAUUGCUUUUAUUUAGCAUGAAUCCCCCAGGCUCAUUCUGUUGCACAGAAUAAGCCCCAUUUUGUGCUGCUGUUUUCAAAAGAGCCUUUCUGUGGGCUGGGAGAUCCGCAGGGAGUUCUGCUGCUCUGCCCUGUGAGGGUGCUGAGGCGCUGGCACAGGGUGCCCAGAGAAGCUGUGGCUGCCCCAUCCCUGGCAGUGUUCAAGGCCAGGUUGGACACAGGGGCUUGGAGCAACCUGCUCUAGUGGAAGGUGUCCCUGCCCGUGGCAGGGGUUGGAGCUGGAUGAGCUUUAAGGUCCCUUCAACCCAAACCACUCUGUGGUUCUAUUAGAUGGGGUUUAGAUGUUAGUGACCUGCUCUUGGUUGCCUCCCUGUUUCCUGGCCCUCGUGGCUGCUGUUCUCUUCCUUGCUGGAGAGCAGGCAGCGUGCUCAGGGACGCAGUUAUUCCUCUUUGAACACUUUUUAUUUCCUCUCUAUGUGUUGUUCUUAAUCCCUAAUCAAUGAGCAGCGCCGGAACAGACCCCUCUGCACAUCACCAGGAAAGCAGAGGUUUUCCUUCCUUUCCUGCAUUCCAAAUGUGAUGAGAUAACCUUGGAUUUCCUCUUGCUCCCUUCGCACUGCAGCUGCUCAUCCCGGUAUGUGCCAUAGUGGUCAUUCUAAGGGCAGAGAAGUGAUUCCCUCAGCCUUUAGAUGUGAAUUAACCACGUACCAUGUGUGAAGCUGUGUUUUCAGCUUUGGUGCUCAGUCUGCCCAACCUGCCUGCCCUCAGCAGCCCGAGGCUUUUGGAGAGACUGAAAUGGCCCUUUCAUUCUCGGGGAAUCAAGUCACUGAUGAUUUAUUUAUUACCAGUGGUUAAAUUCAAGCUGCCGUGAGGCAGCCUGGUGAGAGCCGGUACCCUGGGAGGUGAUGCGCAGCUCAGCAUCACUGUGAGAAGGGGACCCAGGCAGGGUGCAGGAUGGUGCUCACCCCUCCAUGGGAUCGCAGUGCCUGCUGGCGGCAGCACGGGGCUGCUUGGAGCUUCUCACCCUAAAUCUGAUGCCGUGCGAGGCAUCGAGCGUGGGCUCAGGCGCGUCUGCAGCAGUGGGAGGAGGAGGAACUGAGCUCAGCAGGCGUGAGGCCGAUUCCCGCUUCCCCACAGAGCCCUUCCCGGCUGCGGAUGCUGGUGCAGGCGCCUGGGGUGCAGCGUGGGAGCCCCCAGCAUGAUACCAGCUUGUGUGCUGGAUGCAUGUGUGCUCUUUGUGGUGCUGGCAUUGACCUGGGGUUAAUGGAGCGCAGAGGGACCCCUGCGCAGAGCGGGCUGGCGUGCGGGUAACUGCUGCGACCGGGGAAGAGCAGGAGGCAGCAGCAAUGCUGGGUACCACGGGGCUUGCGGCUGUGAGAGGGCAAGGAGUUAACCUGCAUGGCCACGAAUGUCCUUAAAGCCCUCCUGGGAGCUGCUUGGGGAGUGCCCUGCAGCAGGAUAAGCGAGGCAGAGGCUGGCCCCGCUGUGCUGUGCUGCAGCCCUGCAUGGAGCUGCUGGAGGAUGCUCCGGCGCCAGCUCAGCUCGCUGGAUGCUGAUUCACGCUGCUGCAUUAGCAGAGCCCGCAGCCACCCGGCCGUGCACGCCAUGGGCCCGGGAGCAGUUAUCUGACAGGGCAGAGCUUCAUGCCUGGGCCAUCCCCUGGCAAAUCCAUCCCAGAGGGCAGCAGCAGGAUCCCCAAAUCCUGGUUGCUGGGUCCCGGGAGUGCUGGCACCCCCCUGGUGUGGGGCAUGGUGCCUGCCAGGGCUGAGGUUCUCUGCAUCUCUGGGCUCUUCAUGCCCUGGUUUUGGGAUCAGGGAAUAGUGAAUCCUGGGCAGAGGAGAGGCCUGAGCUGGCUGCUGUGGGCUCUGGGCAUUGGGCAGGAGGCAGCUGGAGAAAACAACCCUGGGGUGGCAAAUGCAAAAGGCUGCGUUGGGAUGAGCUGGCCGUGCUCCCUCCUCGCUCCUGUCCACCCUCUUGUCCUGCUCCUUGUGCUCCCCUGGACCAGGGCCGGGCAGCACUUGGUGUUUCCAGUUGCCCAUCAGUUAUGAGCUGGCUGGUCCCAUCGCUCGCGUUGCUCUGGGCUGGAGCUGCCAGAAUCUGGGAUAAAUACCAGCAUUGUGAAUGGGAUGGGGAUGGGGAGGGCUCACUGGCAUCCCGGCCAGCCCUGGCAGCCUGUGAGCACAGCGGUGCCAUGGGAUGCUCAGCGGGAUGGAUGUGCUGAGCAGAUGCUUUCUGUAGCUCCCUUCCGCUGCAGCAUUCACAUCCCAUCACAUCCCAAGGUGCUGCCUCUUCAAGCAGCUCCUGUUGGCGGCUGCAAGCCUCUGGAUGUGGCCUAUUUAUUUACAGGCAAACGGGCUCUGUGUUUCCCGAGGGAUUAGCUGCUGCUGCUGCCGCACCACGCCGGAUCUGUGCCUCCUCACCCGGUUUCACUGGAGCACGCGUGAUUCCGACUCACUUCAGAGCAGCAGGUCCCAGCCCACUGCAGGCACCCUGCCUGGGCCAGGGCUGGGAGUCACAGCCCAUGUCCCAUCUCUGCUCCAAGAGGUGCCACCCCUGAGGCACCCUGUAUCCCAGAUUCCCCUUCUCUGGCAGGGACAGGGACAUAGGCCAGGAGAAAGCUUGUCCCGUGCCUGGAGACUGGUGGGAAAGGGGCUCAGACCAUGGGCAAGGACCUGAAAUGCUUCUGUUUUGCCUUAUAAAUUAAGAAAGUGCUCAACCUGUGCCCACAGCGUCUCCUGGAGGGUAGGACCGUGGACAUGCACCAUCUCAGCAUUACUGGGCCAUGGGAGCCAGGUAGAGCCCAGAUGUGCAGGGGAUGCAUUCACAGCUGGCUUUGGGGACUAACCUGGUGCUGUGGUGCAGGGGCUCACCUUUGCUUGGUCCCCAUCUCCCGAGGGCCAUUCUUUGCCUUCACCUCGUCUCUCUGUUGCAUUUACCCCGCAGCUCCCCGCGCCCAGGACCCGCGGCGCCGUGGCCAUGUCCCUGCCGGGGAGCCGACGCUCGUCCACCGGAUCACGAAGUCGCGGGGUUUGUGGACGGAGUGGCUUUGCCUCCUUCUUUAAGUCUUCAGCGCCCUCAGCCACUCGGCCUGAGACACAGCCUCUUCUCCCUGCCUCCAGGCGCCCCUCGCCCCCCGGGAGGGACACCUACGGCACCUCCUCGCUGAGCAGCAGCAGCAAUUCUGGCUCCUGCAAGGGCAGCGACAGCAGCCCCACCCCAAGGCGCUCGGCCAAGUACAACCUCUGCAGCGACAACCAUGGGAUAAAGCCGCCGACGCCGGAGCAGUACCUGACCCCGCUGCAGCAGAAGGAGGUGUGCAUCAGGCACCUGAAAGCGCGCCUCAAGGACACGCAGGAGCGGCUGCAGGACAGGGAUGCUGAGAUCGAGGACCUGAAGACGCAGCUCUCGCGGAUGCAGGAGGACUGGAUCGAGGAGGAAUGCCACCGCGUGGAGGCCCAGCUGGCGCUGAAGGAGGCCCGCAAGGAGAUCAAGCAGCUGAAGCAGGUCAUCGACACGGUGAAGAACAACCUGCUGGAGAAGGACAAAGGGCUCCAGAAGUAUUUCGUGGACAUCAACAUCCAGAACAAGAAGCUGGAGACGCUGCUGCACAGCAUGGAGGUGGCGCAGAAUGGGGCGCUGAAGGAGGAGGGGGCCGGUGAGUCGGCCGGGGGGUCCCCAGCACGAUCCCUCACCCGCAGCUCCACAUACACCAAGCUGAGCGACCAGGGGGCCGGGGACCGCAACGUGGGGGGCUCACAGACCAUCUCGCUGGACGAGGGGGCCGACAGCGGCUUCAUGGGCAUGGAGGAUGCUCCCGGACACACGGACCCGCUGGAGAUGGGGGCUGAGCCCGGUUCCCGCCUGCCCCCCAGCUCCACCUACGAGAAGCUGCUGCGGGGCAGCGCGGAGGCCGGGGUGCAGGCGAGCUGCAUGCAGGAACGGGCCAUCCAGACAGACUUCGUGCCCUGCCAGCCCGACCUGGACACCAUCCUGGAGAAGGUGAUGAAGUCCCAAGCCUGCAGCUUGGGCAGCCCUACCUCGGCCUGGGUGUCCGAGAUGGAAGACACGAUGCCCGUCCCCGAGCUCUCCAACCCCACCACGGACCUGCUGGUGGCCGAGCCCGACGCCGCGGCGGUGGGUGCCGGCGGCGAAGGGGGGGGUGUCCCCUGCAACAACCCAGCAGUGCGGCAGCCCCCCAGCGCCUCGGUGGCCAUCGCCUGCGCGGCAGAGGAGGAGCCGCUGGAGGUGCCCGGCUGCGAGGCCGCCCCGUCCAAGAGCUACUGGAGCCGCCACUUCAUCGUGGAUCUGCUGGCGGUGGUGGUGCCGGCCGUGCCCACGGUGGCCUGGCUGUGCCGCUCGCAGCGCCGGCAGGGCCAGCCCAUCUACAACAUCAGCUCGCUGCUGCGCGGCUGCUGCACCGUCGCCCUCCACUCCAUCCGCAGGAUGGGCUGUCGCCCCGUCGCCAGCCCCGGGGGCAGCGCCCAGCCCUGACCCCCCCCUUCCCCAGAGCCCCCCGACUGCCCCCAGGGACCCGACUGCUGAUUGUAAAGCCCCAGCGUGUCCCUGCUGUCCCGUGGGAUGCAGCCCUGGGGGUAGGAAGGGGAUGGGGGGGGUCUGUGGGUGCAUUGGGGUGCGCUGUCCCCCCCUCUCCAUCCUUUGUUCUGGAUGGGGGAAGGAUGGUGCUGGAAGAGAGGUGCCAAGUGGCGAUGUGGGGUGUGGUACUAGCAUCCCCCUGCCCUAUGGACCCUGUGCUGCUGGCUGGGGGGAGGCUGCACCCAUGGGUGGGCUCUCCCAUCAUUGCACGUGCUUUUUGGUUGUCCUUGCCCUGCCCCAGGGUGGGCGAUGACAGUGGGGGGGGGAUCUGGGGGGGGUGAUGGGACUCCCCACAUGCGUUUCCUGCUCCAGAUGCAGGUUGCACCGUGACAGCAAAGUCUGGCUGUGGGCGGGAGGAUGGGGGGGACCUGCCCAGGCACAGGGACCAGCGCUGGAGGUGGUGGAGCCCAUGGGGCACCUUCGCCCUGGCCUGUGGCCCCGCUUUGGUCUCCAUCCUCCUCCCCCAGGUGGGACGAGGACCUGGCUCGGCUCCUCUUCGGGCUGCCCGUUGCAUCCCUGAACCAGGGGGAGCCCGGCUCCCUCCAUCCCUUUGCUUUGCACUAGAUUCACUUUGUUUUGGGUACAGACUGAAGCCCAGUGGUUGGGCUCUGGCCUCCAUGGAGCUGGACCAGGGGCUCCUGUGGUUUUGGCACCGGUGAUGCCGGUGAUCCCUGUGCUGGAGCUGGGGCUGCAGUGAGGGAUGCGGGCAGGGGCCGAGCGCCUGCGCCUGCUCCAGCCCCAUCCCUGCUUUGCUGGUGGCCUCUGGAACAACAAAAUGCCUUUUCUUUCCCUUUUGAGCAGCAGCGAUGGUGACGAUUGCUCAGCGGGGGCCGGCGGGACGCGAGAUUGGGGCUCCCACCCAUGAAUGUCAGUGGGUUCUUCGUGACUUGAACUAACAGUGUUUCCCCCCCCAACCCCACUCCACCUCCCAUGGGUGCCCUGGGAGCCGGCGAUGCCCCGACACCGGCAUUCCCAUGGGACACACGCCGUGUCCUGCGUUCCCUGUGCUCCCCAUGUCCCCCAUGGCAGGGGGCAGAGCUCCCGGUGCCGGGUGAUGGAUGUGGGAGCCAGGGCGGGCGCUGGGCCAUCCGCCUCUUGUGCAAUGUGUUUGUGGAUGUGUGUUCGCGUCUGUCCGACUAUCCAAAGCUUUGCCAAGAAAUAAAUGUAACGAUUAUAUUUGAAA